UCCAGCCACAGGCUUUAAAAACUGCUCCAACUGCGGAUGAACUCUCGCUUUUUCUUAUAAUAAAAGUGGAGGAAAAGACCCACAACAGUGUCCUCUUGAAGAUGCUGGAUCCGUUUCUCAGGCUUUAUUACUAAAAAAAAUAUGUGUUUAAGAAUGAAAAUGCUGGAGUUAAUAUGAAAUGAUUGAUUUCUUGUUGUCUUUUCUGAAUUUUUGUGACCAUGGGAUUACUGGAUCUCUGGAUUUUGAUCGACACAAUACAGCACAACAGAAGAACCUUGAAGGCUAUGUCGGCUUCGCAAGCCUCCCAAAUCAGGUCUACAGGAAGUCUGUGAAGAGAGGCUUCGAGUUCACCCUGAUGGUCGUGGGUGAAUCCGGUCUGGGCAAGUCGACACUGAUCAACUCAUUGUUUCUUACGGACCUUUACUCAGCAGAAUAUCCCGGACCUUCACAUCGAAUCAAAAAGACCGUAAAGGUGGAGGAGUCCAAAGUGCUAAUAAAAGAGGGCGGAGUCCAGCUGCUGCUAACGAUAGUUGACACUCCAGGAUUCGGAGAUGCAGUUGACAACAGCAACUGCUGGCAGCCGGUCAUCGACCACAUAGACAGCAAGUUUGAAGAUUAUCUGAACGCAGAGUCGCGCGUCAACCGACGACAGAUGCCCGACAGCCGGAUCCACUGCUGUCUCUACUUCAUUGCUCCGUCGGGACACGGCCUGAAGCCGCUGGACAUCGAAUUCAUGAAACGGCUGCAUGAGAAAGUCAAUGUCAUCCCGCUGAUCGCCAAAGCGGACACCCUCACCCCGGAGGAAUGCCAGCAGUUCAAGAAGCAGAUCAUGCGGGAAAUCCAAGAGCACAAAAUUAAGAUUUAUGAAUUUCCAGAGACGGACGACGAGGAGGAGAACCGGCUCGUGAAAAAAAUAAAGGAUAAGCUGCCGCUGGCUGUUGUUGGAAGUAACACCAUCAUUGAAGUGAACGGCAAGAGAGUCAGAGGAAGACAAUACCCCUGGGGGGUCGCAGAAGUGGAGAACAGUGACCAUUGUGACUUCACCAUCCUCAGAGACAUGCUCAUCAGAACUCACAUGCAGGACCUAAAGGACGUGACCAAUAACGUCCACUACGAGAACUACCGCAGCAGGAAGCUGGCCGCCGUCACCUACAACGGCCUGGACAACAACAAGGCCAAAGGACAGCUCUCCACCAAACUUGACACAGUUGAAGGAAAGAGCCCCCUGGCCCAGAUGGAGGAGGAGCGGCGAGAGCACGUGGCUAAGAUGAAGAAGAUGGAGAUGGAGAUGGAGCAGGUGUUUGAGAUGAAAGUCAAGGAGAAAGUGCAGAAGCUGAAAGACUCUGAAGCAGAGCUUCAGCGGCGCCACGAACAGAUGAAGAAGAACCUGGAGGCUCAGCACAAAGAGCUGGAGGAGAAGAGACGCGUCUUUGAGGAGGAGAGAGCCAACUGGGAGGCUCUGCAGCGCCAGGAGCAGCUGAAGCAGGAGGCCUCCAAGACUCUGGACAAAAACAAGAAGAAAGGCAAGAUCUUCUAAGCACAGCCGGCAGAACCGGCUCAGCUCGGGUUCUGUCGCUUUGCCAACGUUGUCAGGAGACGAGCGCACAGCGCCAACACUGCACCCAUCUCCUCCUCCUCCUCGUUUUCCUUCUUUCCCCCCUCUUCCUCCGUGCUCCUACCGCCCCGUACCAGCAGAGGGAGCUCUGUGGACAGCUGUGGGGGGGCCGUUUGUACAGCCUGAAUCCAGCAGGACUCAUCAUCAACGAAUGUGUUUACCCUAACGAAAGGAAAAGUAACCCACUUUUAGAAAAGCCAAACUUAUAUUUUAAUUAUUAUUGAUGUUAUUAUUAUUAUUAUUGUUGUUGUUCUUGUCAUAACUGAAUACUGUCCUCACCCCUCCAGCUACUGCUGCUGCCCCCCUCCCCUAAGGUUUGACUGGUGUGUGAAGAUUCGACAAACAACAAAACUAUUGUACAAUCAGUUUUUGGUGCAAUUGAAAUGUUUACAGGCAAACGGAAGCGUGAGCGUUUGGCGUGUCGUCGAGAAGGCCUUCAGUUUUCCUGCUCGCCCACUAAAGACGAGUCCUGAAACCUCCCCGCCCCUUUUAUAGACUCUUCUCUUCUGAAACUUUCCUGUUUUUUUAGCUCUCUCCACUAGCAUCGGACCACCAUUUAUAAUAAGUGUUAUACUUCACUUUAGUUUAUUUUUAUAUAUAUAUAUAAAACUAUAUUUACCAAACCGGCUGAAGUUCUGACUUCUUUUGUAUGUUUGGAAACCCCUCAGAGACUCGGCAGCAUCUUCAUGUUUAGAAAAAAAAAUGGUCAAAUCGUUUCUGAAAGUGUUUGGAAAACAGUGGAAAAGAAGAGUCACCAAGACAUUUUUGCUUUGGCUGUGUUACUCCAUCUCUGUAUUUUUAAUUUUAUUUUUCAUUUGUAAUGUACAAAGUCACUUAAUAAACCUGUGAUGGCAUUCUGGA
Oryzias melastigma (Indian medaka) is the source of this 2476-nucleotide messenger RNA. It is a transcript of the gene septin7b, whose product is annotated as septin 7b. Lineage: Eukaryota; Metazoa; Chordata; Actinopteri; Beloniformes; Adrianichthyidae. The coding region runs from base 179 to 1537 and encodes 452 amino acids. Gene Ontology annotation, cellular component: septin ring; septin complex; microtubule cytoskeleton. The transcript has 14 exons. Gene Ontology annotation, biological process: cytoskeleton-dependent cytokinesis; cilium assembly. Gene Ontology annotation, molecular function: GTPase activity; GTP binding; molecular adaptor activity. The record is from RefSeq and is a predicted model, not a curated record.